Pogonomyrmex barbatus (red harvester ant) is the source of this 3008-nucleotide messenger RNA. It is a transcript of the gene Gp93, whose product is annotated as heat shock protein 90 Gp93. Gene Ontology annotation, molecular function: ATP-dependent protein folding chaperone; ATP binding; ATP hydrolysis activity. The record is from RefSeq and is a predicted model, not a curated record. NCBI's taxonomy places the organism in Eukaryota, Metazoa, Arthropoda, Insecta, Hymenoptera, Formicidae. Gene Ontology annotation, biological process: protein folding.
CUAUAUCGCGUCGCUGUCGUGGCCGUUCCAUGACAGUCGUGGUGAAGAAACAGUGGAACAUUGUUGUGCCGAGUAACUAUACUAUUCAGUUCAUUGGUAAUUGCUUUCUCAGGAUCGUUCACGGUUCUUCACGUUACUACUCGCGGUAAUGAUGAAGAAACUUUUCGUAUUGAUUGUGGGAUUAUUCUUGUUGGCGGGAUUUGUCCGGGCUGAGGAUGAAAUUGAGGAGAACAUUGGUACUGUGGAAAAUGAUCUUGGUGCCAGCCGUGAUGCAUCGCGAACAGAUCAUGAAGCAGUAGAAAGAGAAGAGGAAGCAAUAAAGAUUGAUGGUUUAAAUACCGCUCAGGUAAAAGAAUUACGAGAAAAGGCUGAAAAAUUUGUGUUCCAGACUGAGGUUAAUCGUAUGAUGAAACUUAUUAUUAAUUCUCUGUAUCGUAACAAAGAAAUUUAUCUCAGAGAAUUGAUCUCAAAUGCGUCCGAUGCACUGGACAAAAUCAGACUAUUGUCUCUCACUGAUAAAAGUGUCUUAGAUACCAACAUUGAAUUGGCCAUCAGAAUAAAAGCAGACAAAGAGAACAAAGUAUUGCAUAUAAUGGAUUCUGGUAUUGGCAUGACAAAGCAAGAUUUAGUGAAUAAUCUUGGAACUAUCGCCAAAUCUGGUACAGCCGAGUUCCUAGGAAAAAUGCAAGAAGUUACAAACACUCAGGACAUGAAUGAUAUGAUUGGUCAAUUUGGCGUAGGCUUUUAUUCUGCAUAUUUAGUUGCAAAUGUUGUUGUUGUUACCACCAAACAUAAUGAUGAUAAGCAAUAUAUUUGGGAAUCUGAUAGUUCUAACUAUAGCAUUGUUGAAGAUCCACGAGGAGAUACUUUGAAGAGAGGAACAACUGUAAGUUUACAUUUGAAAGAAGAAGCAUCAGAUUUUUUAGAACCUGAUACAAUCAAGACUUUAGUAAAAAAAUAUUCGCAAUUCAUUAACUUCCCGAUAUAUUUGUGGAAUAGCAAAGUUAUACAAGUUGAUGCAAAAGAAGUUGAAGAGGAUAAGCCUAUGAAGGAAGAUUUGGAGAAAGAUGAUGUCGCUGACAAAGAUGAGGAGGGAGAGGAUGACGCAAAAGUAGAAGAGGAUGCAGAUGAAAAGAAGCUUAAAAAAGUGGACAAGACUGUAUGGGACUGGGAAUUAUUAAACGAUUCAAAACCAAUUUGGACAUUAAAACCGAAUGAUGUCGAUGAAAAGGAAUAUGUUGAAUUUUACAAGACACUCACUAAAGAUAGCCAGGAACCUUUAGCGAAGACACAUUUCGUUGCAGAGGGUGAAGUCACAUUUAAGUCUGUCCUCUUCAUUCCGAAGGUUCAACCGAAUGACAGCUUUAAUCGUUAUGGUACAAAGUCCGACAACAUUAAAUUGUAUGUUAGACGAGUCUUUAUCACUGAUAAAUUUACUGAUAUGAUGCCAAAUUAUUUAUCCUUUAUUCGUGGUAUCGUGGAUAGCGAUGAUCUGCCACUCAAUGUUUCACGUGAGAAUCUCCAGCAGCAUAAGUUAAUUAAGGUUAUCAAGAAGAAACUUAUCAGAAAAGUACUGGAUAUGAUCAAAAAGAUCCCUAAAGAAGAUUAUCAGAAGUUUUGGAAGGAAUACAGCACAAAUAUCAAGUUAGGCAUAAUUGAGGAUCCUCAGAAUCGUGCGAGAUUGUCUAAAAUGUUACAAUUCCAUUCUUCAACGCAGAAGGAAAUGACCUCCCUGCCUGAAUAUGUCUCCCGUAUGAAGCCUAACCAACAACAUAUUUAUUAUAUUGCCGGCUCAUCCGAGGAUGAAGUGAAGAAAUCUCCAUUCGUCGAACGUCUGGACAAGAAGGGUUAUGAAGUGUUAUAUUUAACAGAAGCUGUGGAUGAGUAUGCGAUAUCAGCGUUGCCAGAGUUCGAUGGUAAGAAGUUUCAGAAUGUAGCUAAGGAGGGUUUUACAUUGGAUGAAGGCGAACAGGCAAAGGAACGAAUGGAGCAAUUAAAGACGACAUUUGAACCUCUGAUCAAAUGGUUAAGUGAUAUUUUGAAGGAUUAUAUUAGCAAAGCACAAGUGUCCGAGCGUCUAACUGAUUCACCUUGUGCUUUGGUUGCCAGUAUGUUCGGCUGGACUGGCAAUAUGGAACGCUUGGCAAUCUCUAAUGCACAUCAAAAGACCGAUGAUCCGCAGAAGAGCUAUUAUAUGAAUCAAAAGAAAACGCUGGAAAUUAACCCGAGGCAUCCACUCAUCAGAGAAUUGUUGCGCAGAGUUGAGAUUGACUCAUCUGAUCAGACGGCCAAAGACAUAGCACUAAUGAUGUUCCGUACGGCAACUUUGCGAUCGGGCUACAUGCUUCGAGAGACUGCCAGUUUUGCAGACAGUGUAGAACAACUAAUGAGAAAGAGCUUGGGCAUCUCUCUUGAUGAGGUACCAGAGGAGGAGGAAAUGCAAGAGGAGGAAUUAACAAGCGAGACAGACAAGGUAUCAGAUGUUGAUGUGGAGGACAAAAAAGAUGAUGAUGAAGAGGGAGAGGAACAGCAUGACGAGUUGUAAUAAUGUAAUAAAGUAAUAUAAAACUCAUUCGAAAGACUUGUUCUAGAGGUGUAGCUAUACAAUGUAUAGUUACCUUAAGUUUUCUCAAAGUGCAACCUUUAUUGUCAAAUUUAUAAACAAUUUAGAUGUAUAUAUAACUUCAUAAGUAUGAUAAUUGAAUCAUGAAUAUUUUCGUAAUUGUCAGUGCUGUUAAAGAAAGCGAAAUUAAAUUCACUUUCUAUACGAAACACCAUUAACCGCGGUAUUGUUAAAUCAUGUCAUCGAUAUUUAAUUGUAGAUUUUGAAAAGAUUUAAAUUUAUUAUAUAUUUUCAUUUUGAUCUUCCAUAUCUUUUUAGUAACGUGAAAAAAGUACUGACUGAGCGUUACUGACGUAUGAUAUGUUUGUAAUAUGUGUGAAUGUGUUUGUACAUGAAAACAUACAAAUUAUAUUAAAAUAAAAUAAUCUAUUAUUAUUAGUAUGUA